Messenger RNA from Lolium perenne, 2932 nucleotides. RefSeq names its product myosin-17. Lineage: Eukaryota; Viridiplantae; Streptophyta; Magnoliopsida; Poales; Poaceae. Gene Ontology annotation, molecular function: protein binding. The record is from RefSeq and is a predicted model, not a curated record. Gene Ontology annotation, biological process: actin filament organization.
CCUUUGCCAAGUUCUCCUUCUGGUUCUUUCGUUUUAUUAGACAAGAAAUGCACAAGUUCCUGCUUGCAUAUUCUACUCGAAAAUAUUCAGUCCCCUCCUAUUGAUUUCGCUGUCGGCGCGCACCGCUGAAGUUUCCCAGCUGGGAACGACCCCCGGAUUUCCUAUCUCCCUUUUUCCCUUGUAAUGGUUUGAGGUGGCAUGUCCUUGUUCCAUGGUAAAGAGCAAGUCAGGGCAGGGGAAGGGAAAGUAGCUCGCCAGGAGAGGCUUUGACAGGAAUGAUGCAGCUGCCAGCUGCUGCAAGACGAUGUGAUGUCUGCUCGUGAGAUCGAUCGAGCAUCUGGUCUCACACGCUGAAGAAGAAGCUUCAUGGAGAUCAUGGAUGGAGAUCGGAGGAGGAAGCUAGGCGCGAUCACCCGGCCGGCGCUCGGUCAGGACAGCCCGGCGCGGCGUCUGAUCGCCUGGCUGCAACUUUUUUUCAAGGAUUUUGUUCAGAGGUACGGCUGGCUGGCGAGGUGGGACGCCGCCGGGCGCCCCGCGUUCCUCCUCCUCUUCGCCUUCUUGGUCCAGAGGCACAUGCACCGGUCCUAUCUGUCACAGCAGAAGUCGCGGCUGCAGAGGCAGGUCACCGCCGCCGUCACCGUGCAGGCGGCAUGCCGGGCGAUGGCGGCUCGCCGCGAGUUCUCCCUCCGGAGGCAGACCAGGGCAGCCGUAUGCAUCCAGGCGCAAUGGCGCGCACACAAGGAGCUGUGGAGCUACCUGACGAUGAAGAGAGCCUCGGUGAUCUGCCAGUGUGCUUGGAGGCAAAGCAUUGCGAGGAGGCAUCUUGGCAAGCUCAGACUGGACAAUGUUGAGAGGCAGAGGCUUGAUGAGAUCUCCAGACUCCACGAGAUGGUGGAUGUGCUGCAGCAGGCGGUCGAGGACGCGGAGGUGAGGGUGAUCGCCGAGCGGGAGGCGGCAAUCAAGGCGAUAGCGGAAGCGCCGCCGGUGAUCAAGGAGACAGUCGUGUGGAUAGAAGACACUGAGAAAGUUAACUCGUGGAAUGCUGAAGUUGGGCGCCUGAAGGCUUUGCUGGGAGCAGAAAUGCAGGCGACCUUUGACGCCAAGAAGGCGCUGUCAAAGGCUGAACUGAGGAAUGAAAAACUGGCUAGGUUGCUUGGAGUUCAGGAGAUUAAGAACAAAACGCUGCAAGAUUCCCUCAAAAGGAUGGAGGAGAGAGCUUCCGAUCUCGAUGCAGAAAACAGAAUGCUCCGACAGGCUGUUGCGUCGGCCCCUGCUAUCAAUUCACCAGCUAGUGAAAACCAUAAAGCACAUGAACCUCAGGCAACUCCAGAGAAUGGGAAAACAACAAACGGUGCCAUGAAGCCCAUGAUAGUGGACAGGGACUGUGACAUUCCUGAUAACAAUGCUGAACUGCCUACCUCAAAUGAUUCUGAAGCUGAGAAGCAGCAGCAGGAGCUUCUAAUCAAGUGUAUAUCUGAAGAUCUGGGAUUCUCGACCGGAAGGCCUAUCGCUGCGUACCUCAUCUACCGUUGUCUGGUCCACUGGAAAUCGUUUGAAGAAGACAGAACCACAGUUUUUGACCGCAUCAUUCAGAAGUUCAGUGCUGCAAUUGAGGCACGGGACAGCAAUGAAACAUUAGCAUAUUGGCUAUCCAAUUCAUGCACAUUGCUGAUGCUUCUCCAAAGGACACUGAAAAACAAUGGUUCGGCUGCUUUGGCGCGUCAGAGGCGAAGAACAUCGUCCCUCAACUCACCCAAGGAAAACCAAGCUCCUGGUCAUCCUGAGCGUUCAGUUUCGGAUGGACGGCUGGUCGGUGCACUAACUGACAUUUCCCAGGUUGAAGCCAAGUAUCCGGCUCUUGCUUUCAAACAGCAGCUCACGGCAUUGUUGGAGAAGGUCUAUGGAGUGAUCAGGCAGAACCUGAAGAAGGAACUGUCCCCUCUGCUUGGCCUGUGUAUUCAGGCACCAAGAACAUUCGUCGUAAGCCCUAGGGGAUCAGGCUCUCAAGGAUCAGACAUGGCACAGCAAGCCUCCAUGGCACACUGGCAGAGCAUCAUCAAGAUACUGACGAAUUCUCUCAACUUUUUGAAAUCAAAUUACGUGCCUCCGUUCCUGAUCUGCAAGUUGUACACCCAAGUGUUUUCAUUCAUCAAUGUGCAACUAUUUAACAGUCUCCUGCUACGGCGUGAAUGCUGCUCGUUCAGUAAUGGGGAGUAUGUUAAAGCCGGACUCGAUGAGCUAGAGCAUUGGUGCCAUUGGCUAACGGAAGAGUAUGCAGGUUCUUCCUGGGACGAGCUGAAGCAUAUUCGGCAGGCGGUCACGCUUUUGAUACUCGAAGAGAAGCACAGCAAGUCUCUCAAGGAGAUCACUGAAGACUUCUGCGCAGCACUUAGCAUGCAGCAACUAUACCGGAUCAGCACGAUGUACUGCGACGACAAGUACGGAACCAUGGGCAUCCCGUCAGAGGUCGUUUCGAGCAUGCGAGCCAAGAUGAUCGGUGGAUCAAGCAGCCCAUCGGUGCAAGAUGACAUCAACUCUUUCCUGCUAGACGAUGACUUCAGCAUACCUUUCUCCGUGGACGACAUCUCGAGGCUGAUGGUGCACGUUGACACGGCGGAUAUGGAUCUGCCGCCACUGAUCCAGGAGAAAAAUGGCUCCCCGUUUGAGCUCUGAAGUGAAAGAAGAAAACACGGCCGAUGAUCAACACGCCCUUUUGGUGUUGUAGUGAUGUUGUAUAUAGCGCCACAGUUUUGAGUUUUGGGUACAUAAAAUACAUCCAUACAUGGUUGUUUUUUUUUAGUUUCCUUUUGGCUGAUUUUUGAGCGUGGAGUGAUUCAAUGGUUUUGCGUGUGCAAAGUUGUAAACAAGAAGUGAGCUGUGUGUAACUAUGUAUAGUCAUGAAAGAAAGAGAAAGGAAGGAGAUUUUGGGUUU